UUUUGAUCUAGGCCUCAGCGCAGCUCACACAACUAAAGUGCUCGACCGCUCGCUCCCCUCCGUACCGCUGCUCCAUGUGUACAUGGUCUACAUUCAUCGUCGAUUUAAGAUUUAUCAAACAAUUUUGACUGUCGACUGUUAUCCAAUUCCAAAGAAAACGCGACGCUGGUCUAGGACUGUCACCCAGCUAAGAUAAAAUCGAGAGUGGAGGUUGGACCUCAGACUCAGGAGGAGCACUAACGUUAUCUAAUUGCACGGAGGCAAGAGUCGCAAAAUGCAUCAAUUGGAUGAAGAGGUUCUCGAUGAUGAUGCGAUCAGGAUCUCUAGAAGAUUGAGUUGAUAUAGAGUGAGAGGAAGAUAAUUUAAUCUACUGUAGUGUACUUAUUGGAUAUCCGUGUUGUAGGCCUACUCCCGUGGAAUCAAUUUGGAUGAAUUUAUAUACGGCCUAUUCUUGUAUUUUGCAACAAAUUUCAGAAGAACCAUUACCUGCCAAGAUGAAGUUCUUGGUGUUAUUUCUUUCUCUGGUAGCAACUGGAGCAGCCCUGUCGUGCGGCACCUGCGAACGGGAGAAGUGCCCGACACUGUCUUGUCAAGGUGGCGUCGUUGAAGAUGUUUGCCAAUGUUGCAAGGAGUGUGCCAAACUUGAUGGGCAAUCUUGUGGAGGACGAUUUAAAAAGUAUGGGCAGUGUGAUAAUGGAUUAGUAUGUGAACUUAUUGUUGCAGUUGGAGAUUCAUUGAAUCCUAAUGCACAUGGAAUAUGUCGAGAGAAGAGAGACCCUGAUGCGAUUGGGUCAUAUGGAGAAUCUUCUCAGGAUAGUGAGGAUUCUAUUUACAUCAUGGAUUGUGAGAUCAAAUCCUUCUCUGGUUGUAACUUAGUCAAUGGAAAGUGUGCUUGCAGUGAGGAUAUCCAAACCUGUAUCAAUCCCUUCCAGUUUAACAACUUAGACGAGUGUUAUCAAGCGAUGCGUCUCCAAAAUGGAUCCAUUACACCAGGUAAGGUUUAUGACAUUCUUUAGAGUGCUAUGAUGCGAGUAGGUCUCUGCUUUGAAUGUGAAAAAACAAAACCCAUUUGAAUGUUUGUGAUAAUACAAGUGUUUUUUGUCACAACAAGAUAGGAUUUUGCAAACUCAAAAGUGAAAUACAUUGUCUGAUUAAACUUGGGAAUCACAUAAAAUUGAAAUACAGAAUCCGGAGAGCCAGGAUGUUUAGGGUGUAAAAACUUCUAUUCUGGCCAUCAUCUAUGUACAUCGCAGUAUCAGUAUGUAUGGUACAAUUAAGCUUCUAUUAAUACUCUAGAAUCUUGGCUACAUCAAAUCAAAAUAUGAUCUCAUACAUAUAGGCACUGCUCUUCUCUUGUAUGGUGGUAAGCAUGAGAGUAGUUUGUUUUGCAAACACUUCACUAAAAUAUAAACUGGUCUGAACAUAUGCAGCCUGAAAUGCCUGGCAGUGAGCAAGUUUUGUGUCUUGUUUGAAGAUCCAUGCGAGGGUGUGUGCGUGUAGAUUAGUAACAGAGAGUUCUCACUGCUCAGGUGCCCUACAGAAUGUAGAUGGUUCCAGCAUAGUCCUGGAACACAGCCAAGGCAGUCUUCUCUGGUCUUGAAAAAUUAGUCUAUUUCUGUCAGGAUGUGCUCUGCAGAUAAUUCUUGCAGCAUCCCCUCCCUCAAUAGAUAGAGAACUCAGAGAAAUCAGAAAAUGCUUUAAAAACUCCUCCAAAACAGUGGGUAUUCAGUCUAUAAUUGUGGAUGAAAAGAUCUCAGGAUCAUCAUUUAUAUGCAUUGUGAGAUUCUUUAUAAAGAUGGUCUUGUUGAUGUAAAAAAAAUGCAAUCCAGAAAGUAUCUCUUGAAAGAUAUCUGAUGAAGAAAUGUUUGUUUGUGGAACAUGAUGUACCCUUUUCUUGAAUUGUUUCUCAUGUAUGCUACUUCAUGAAUGGUUUGAUAGCAGGGACAUUUGAAUGAAGCAGAGAAAUCGGAACAACUGUCCCACCCAUUUGUUGACAUUCCAUUGUAUUUUUGCCUGGGGACAAUGUCCUUCUUUUGAAUGCCUUUUCAAAAAGGCAGAAUACUAUAUUUGGGGCUCGUUUUUAUUGGUGAUAAUGAUGUGAUUUUCUUUCGUUGUCCCAAAAGAAUGACUGGGAGGUCAUUUUUUUGUUGCAAAUUUGUAACAGAUAGCCAUUGUAUACAUUGGUUCAGAAUUGAUCAUAAAUUCAUUAUCUACAUGUAUAUGCACAUAUUGUUUGCAGUGCAACGAGAAUUCAAAAUGCAGUACAGACCCUAUAUUUGCAUGGAACACUUUUGGGGUAUUGCUUCAGGACAAUAUUUUUAUGGUUGCUUUAUAACAAAUAAGGCUGGUGUGUAGAAAGUACUCCAAGUCUAACCCUGGUAGUAAUUAAAUGAUUGUUAAUGAACAUCACAGGUGGUUAUUUGUUGUGAUAUGCAAGGUGGAAGGAUAUAUGUGUAUCAUAAGAAGUAGUCAUUAGGUACCCAAGUCAAAUAGAGAUCAUUUUGACAGGAAGUGGUAUGUCCAUGAUGUUUAUCUGUCAAUACAUCUUCAAUGAGCUGCACUCAUGCUCAUGGAUUACACCAAUUGAAGAUCAAUGGUGGAUGAAAAGAUCCUUGGGAUACACCCAUUGUCUUCCCAAUAAAGUCUAAAACAACUUUGCAUGGCUCAUUAAUGAAACACAAUCCCUUAAUCAAUGAGUUGUAGAAGACACAAAAGCAUGGUCUAUGUAUUAGUUCUGCUCAAUCAGUCCAUAGUUCCAUCACUGUUCUUACAAGAUUCUUUUAUUUAGGAUGACUGGCCAAAUACUAGAUCAAUAACAUAUAGGCAUGUGUGUAAAUUCUAAUAGGUAUAGUUCAGUGUAUAAACACCCCCAAAACCACAAUUUUUGCACAUAAUCCUUAAGGACAGGAAAUUGUUGAACAAAUUUAGGUCAUUAUUCCAUGCCAUUGCCAAUAAAUAGCAUGGUAGCAUCAAUAUCAUCUCACACUGCAUUUCCCAAACUGCAGUGGUUUUCUGUCAUUAUGAUAGAGGAAGGACCCAAACCGCAGGGGAAGUUACAAAAUUUUGUUCACUAUUGCCUUGUCACUAACAGUUGCAUCGAUGGUUUGUUUAUGACUUGAAUGUGAGAGAUAAUUCUGGGAUAUUUUGUUCAUUUAUAUAUGAAUAUAAUAUUUCAAGCUUUUGGGACCAUAUAAUAUGCACACUUAGUUACGUUUCUGCAGACGACUCUGCUCUCUGGUCCUGUCAUCCUCGGUUGCUAGGGAUAUCCAUUAUCAUCAGGACAUCUGUAUUUUAUUUUCAAGAUGGGAGGAGCAGCGCAACAAUAAACUGAUGAUGUAGCAGGCAGAGUGGCACCCAUUCAAAAUGAGGAUUAGACAGAGAGAGAGAGAGAGAGAGAAGGGGGGGGGGGGGAGGGGGACGAGAGAGGUAAAUGGGGAGAGUGAGGAAGAGUAAGAGAAAUGGACACAUGCGAGAAUGAAAACAUUAAUUUUUACAAUUCCAUAACAAUCAUUCCCAAUUUUGUGGUGUAUAAAUAAAGUUAAAACAGAGGGUGAAAAUGUAAAUAUUCUAUGCAUGAGUUAUUAUCUCCUAGUUUGUUUGUUUCCUGGGAUGUACAUAAUACAUUUAUAUGUUUGAUUCCAUCCGUAAAAUAAUAAUGUACCUCUAGUGUCCCUUUGAAAUCUUUGGGGGGAAGGCUCCAUCCAGGUGAGAGCGCAGCCAGGACCUCUUGACAUCUGAGCAGAAUUUCACCGACUUUCAUCCAAUGAGAGCACAUCAGAUUAAGUUAAGCAGCAAUUUUCGUCCACAACGUUCACAACACACUGGACAUCAGCUCAAGUACACCCAACCUUUUUGUAGAGUGAACUGCUACAUGUACAGUAUGUUCCCAAGAACCAUCCGUUUUGGAAUACUCUCCCAAACGCUGAGCACUGUAACUUCGACCUCUAUAGCUGGCUUCCGGGGAGCAACAUUGCAUAUCAUUCAGCAAAUGUUGCCUCCCCCUCCCCUUAAGAUGCUGUAAGAGGGAGACGCACGCACCACCCGCACACUGCACCUAGCACACUGUAUAUAGUGCACCAAGAAUACCACCACAGGAUCACCACAUCACCUGGAGCACUGGCAGCACCUGACACAGCACAACCCUCUCCAGGACAGCGUGUACGCUUUUUGGGAGAGUACUUCUUCAAGGCUCAAGAGCGCGGGCUGCUAUGAUGUCAUAUUUAAUAUUCUUGAGCUCAUCUUGAUGGGCGACCUGUGGAUUCUUGGCGAAGAGUGACAACGGAAUAUCAAAGAGCAUUGAAUAUGCCUCUGAAAUGCUGAAUAUUGACUGACUUUAGGAUUUGCAAGUCAAUGAAAUUAAAUCUGCGCUGAAAGGACGAGAUGUUUUUGUAAAUCUACCCACAGGAUAUGGAAAAAAUGUUAUCUUUCAUGCGAUUCCACUAUGCGUUGAUUAUCGAUCUCUGUGGUGCAGUGAGGGAAUGGUGGAGUAGAGUUGUUCACAUGGUGCUUCCCCUUGAUUCGAGUCUGACCAGGCCGAUCUCCCAGGAAGUUUUGGGGCAUUGAUGGGUCUGUUGGGGGUCUGUUACUAGUAGUACUAGUACCACUACUUCUAGCAUUUUGCUGGUUAUAUCAAGGAGAUAUCACUUCUUAGAGGUGAUAUCUCCUUGGUUAUAUUCCCUUUUAGUGUCCUGCAAUUAAAUGAAUCCCCUGCAGAAUAGUGGACUACUUGUAUUCUGAACCCCAGACGAAACAGCUUUGACAUUUCAUCAAUUGGUUU
Lytechinus variegatus (green sea urchin) is the source of this 4777-nucleotide messenger RNA. RefSeq names its product cysteine-rich motor neuron 1 protein-like. The record is from RefSeq and is a predicted model, not a curated record. Gene Ontology annotation, cellular component: extracellular region. Lineage: Eukaryota; Metazoa; Echinodermata; Echinoidea; Temnopleuroida; Toxopneustidae. Gene Ontology annotation, molecular function: insulin-like growth factor binding. Gene Ontology annotation, biological process: regulation of cell growth; regulation of signal transduction. Bases 429 to 1016 code for a protein of 195 amino acids. The transcript has 2 exons.